AGUCGCUUCUUGUUAUUUGCAUUAUUUGCAUUUGCACUCACUGUCACUCCUAAUGCAGCUCGCAACUGUACACAGUUGAACAGGGAAUUGAUAUAUUUUAAGUUAAAAUAGUAAAGUUGGACUAUUUUAUUAAACAAGUGCACGUCGUUUUAAAACAAACAUCAUGCGCCGUCAGCUUUUUUGGAAGGUUUCUUUAUCAUUACUGCUAAUAUUGGCUCACAUAUCAGUUGAAGCGAAAAAACAAAAGACGUCAGUUGUUACAGGAAUAGAUGAAAUAAAAGAAUUUAAAAAGUUACUUAGGACUAAGACAAAUGUUCUGAUAUUGUUUGUAAAUACAGUUAAGCAGUCUCAGAGUGUUACGGAUGUGUUCAAGGAGACUGCAGAUAUGAUGAAGGGGCAGGCAACACUAGUUAUUGUUGAUUGUAGUACUAGUGAAGGCAAGAAAUUAUGUAAAAAAUUAAAAAUAUCACCUGACAAACCAUACACUAUAAAACAUUACAAAGAUGGAGAGUUCCACAAAGACUAUGACCGAAGUGAAUCAGUUAGUUCCAUGACUAACUUUCUCCGGGACCCUACUGGGGACCUGCCCUGGGAAGAAGACCCGGAGGCCGCUGACAUUUACCAUCUGCAAGACGGAGAGGCAUUAACGAAAUUUUUGAAAAAAGGAGCUGCGGCUUACAAGAAAUGUUUGAUAAUGUUUUACGCUCCUUGGUGUGGUUACUGCAAAAGCAUGAAACCAGACUACGUGGCGGCGGCCGGAGAUUUGAGGGGCGAAGCUCUACUGGCGGCGAUCGACGUGGCCAAGCCCGGCAACGCUAAGAUCAGACAGCUGUACAACAUUACUGGUUUCCCCACCUUGCUGUAUUAUGAAAAGGGGCAGCUGAAGUUCCCUUACAACGGCGAGAACAAGAGGCAGGCGAUCGUGGAUUUCAUGAGGGACCCAUCAUCGCAGCUCAAACAGAAGAAGCCUGAGGCCGCCGCCGACGAGAGCUGGUCUGAGGACUCAGACGUCGUACAUCUGACAGAGGCCAACUUCAAGUCCGUGUUGUCGGCGGCCGAGCACGCGCUGGUGGUGUUCUACGCUCCUUGGUGCGGGCACUGCAAACGCAUCAAACCAGAGUUCGAGAAAGCUGCCACUAAGAUAAAGUCAGACAAGUUAAACGGUAUACUGGCCGCCGUGGACGCGACGAAGCAACCGGAGCUGGCGUCGGGCUACGGCGUGAAGGGCUACCCCACGCUCAAGUACUUCCACAAUGGCGAGUACAAGUUCGACGCGGGCCACGCCAGGCAGGAGGACCAGAUUAUUAGCUUUAUUAAGGACCCGAAGGAGCCGCCGCCGCCGCCGGCGCCCGAGCGGCCGUGGGCCGAGGAGGAGUCCCCGGUGCGCCAUCUUGACGCUUCCACCUUCCGGACCACGCUUCGGAAGGUCAAACACGCGAUCAUCAUGUUCUACGCUCCAUGGUGCGGGCACUGCAAGAGCACGAAGCCCGAAUUCGUGAAGGCGGCCGCUCGGUUCGCGGACGAGCUGAUGGUGCUGUUCGGCGCGGUGGACUGCACGGCGGAGGCCAAGCUGUGCGGCGAGCACUCCGUGCGCGGGUACCCCACCCUCAAGUACUUCAGCCACUUCGACCGCCGCGUACAGGACUACACCGGGGGCCGACAGGAGGCGGACUUCGUUUCGUACAUCCACACCGCGAUGGGCGAGACGGCCCAGAAGGCGUCGGCGUCGCCGCAGGCGGCCGGUUUCGGCAGCAGCGUCACUCUCUCCUUCGACGCGGACUUCGAAACCACGAUCGGAUCCAGCAAACCGGUUUUCGUCAUGUUCCAUGCCAUAUGGUGCGAUCACUGCGUCGCCGCGAAACCGGCUUUCAGUAAACUAGCGACGGCUCUCAAAACCGAAAACUCUCCAGUAACAGCAGUCGCGGUAGAGGCCGACAAGAACCCUAAAGCCGUGGACCUGGCCGGCAUACAGACGUUGCCCACCUUCAAAAUAUUCGCUAACGGCAAGCUCGUGGCAGACUAUGAGGGGGACCGCUCCCUCGAAGACAUGUUGAAAUUCUGCAAGUCCCACACUAAAGUAAAUGACGAGUUGUGAUCGUUGUGAUAUUACACACUAUUUUUACUGCAAGUCAUGGUGCAGUAUCACUUGGAUCAAUACUAUUCCUUAUACUUAUUUAUUGUUAGUAACAUUUUGUCAUUAGUGAGUGAUGAAAUUAUGUUAGUACUCGCUUUUGUUGUUGACGACGUCCUGUAACCGGUUUUAUGUUUUAGAUAUUUUAACACAGACAUAUUGCAUAUUGUAUUUUUACAUUACAGUAACUCCAGUUGGAAACUUUACCCUGUCUCUUUCGUAAACAUCUCAAAGUGAAGUUCUGGAGCGAGGUAAAUUUUAUCUGUAGCUGUGGGUAUUACAUACUUGAAAAUGAAAAACAAAACCGUUUUUAUACUGUAGGUAAUUAGUAUCUGAUUAUUGUAGUGUUGAAUCUAGUUUUUUAUUAAUGUUUCCUUUUUGACCCAUACUUUCAAUUUUAGAUGACUUCAGAUGACUGAGAUCAACUGGUAUGGCAUGUAUAUAAGUACUGUAGAGAUUACAAGGUUCCCAUUAUACAGGGUCGAAUAACGUGAUCAUUAUACUCUGUUAAUGUCAUUUUUUCUUAUAGUACCUAUUUAAAGUAUUUAUAGUAUUACAUUGUACGUAGUACCUAUAUGAAAUCCAUUUAAUAUUGAAUUGUAAUAAGUAUAUCAUAAUUUUUAAGUUGAAGUAUGUAUCACAACGCCUAUACGUAGUAGAAGCUAUUUUGUCCACCAAAUGGUAGGUAUGUUUUAUCAUUGUACAAGUCAUCACAAGAUUAUUUUAAAUAAGUAUAUCAGCCUUUAUCAAUCAUACUUUAAACUAUAUUCUAAGAGAGCUGUCUAGAACCGUAAUGUUCUGAGCGUACCUAUAGUAUUUUAAGACGCAUAUAUAUUACUUUCCGUACUGCGUCGUUACAGAGAUCAAUUAUACCAGUAUUGGCUGGCCAGGGUCCGGCUAAACAGGGACCUUAAUCCAGACGAGUUUUAAAGUUUUAACAUACUAGAGAUAUCCUCCUUAUGGAAUUACAGUUUACUUAUGCCUUAAUGUAUCUCAGCGGUCGGCAACCUUUUAGCAGCCAAGGGCCACAUAGUAGUUAACGAAGAUGUCGCGGGCCGCACUUUGGUAAUAUUUGUGACUUUAGCAGACUAAGGUCUUGAGUGCAGCUUCAAAUACGAUCUAUAUUGAAGGAGAAUAACUGCCCAAGUGCCCAGUGGCUCUCAAUGUAAGGGCGAUUGUGCACUACAAUGAAUUUUACUGUCCGACAGUCUGAGUUUUCAUGGUCCGAUAUGGCAUGAAAUAAACGGAUGAAUGGCUUGUGCACUUGUCCGUCUUUUUACUAAAAGAGAGGUAACCCCUAGCCCGCCCCCGUCCGGCCAAGUCAUGAAUAAUACUAAUUCCCGACGCAGUGCACAAGACCGUCUCGGACCGGAAAAAAACUGUCCGUAAUGGAGAAAACUAAAAUGUCGGACGGUAAAAUUACGUCUAGUGCACAAGCUACUAUAUACAUUUAAUGGCGUGUCAUAUCGGACCGUAGAAACUCUGACUACCGGACAGUAAAAUUCAUUGUAGUGCACAAUCGCCCUAAGUAUCUGGGAGCAACGCUGUGUUAAAGGAAAAUUUGUCGGUUCUGCAACAAAAAAUCCAUAUUGCAGAGGUGAGCAGCAGGCGUAAUAAGACUAAAAUACGGAACGAGUAUAUCAGAGGUCGUUAUAAAGUUGCGCCCAUCACAGAAAGGCGGUUUAGUUGGUAUGGCCACGUGAUGAGAAGCCCCAAAGACCUUGGCGAUACCAUGCACAAGAAAAGGCCACGGGGUUGGCUACUGUAGCCCGAGAACGGCGCCUUAGAACGAGAGGAGCUGUCCCCAUAUAAUUGGAAGUGGUAAGGAAGAUCAGCAUCUUCCUCUGAACUUGCUAAGGAAGAAGGCAGUGCGUUGUAACCUGGUUGCACAGAGAGACUGAGCCUCCAGACUGAGCAUAGUCGCGCUACCCCCUCUACCACGCAUACGGUAAAUUUACUCCAUGUUCGAGUCGAAAGUGUUUUUUUGCGACGUCCGUGUCUUUGACCGGACAAAUCACGGCACGGGACUUCGCUCACCUCGUCCCGCGCACCCCCGCAUUUUUGGCAUCUUCGGUUGCAUGAAAUAACUGCUCUAAACUCGGUCUAGAGGAUUCCUAGUCUAUGCCUGGUUGUGACAAUAAGUGUGUUUCAAUCUUACAAGCUUGCGUUCGUUUAAAAAGGUAUCUGUAUAUGCCUUACAGAUCUUAAUGAAUGUAAAAAAAGAGUUAGAGUUAGACCUAGGCAAGUCUGCAACGAUUUUGAUAGCACACGCAGUGCCAGUGUUAUUUAUACGUCAAAAUUUCAUAGACGUAUGACGUUUAAAAUAACACUUGCACUGCGCGUGCUAUCAAAAUCGUUGCAGGCUUGGUCUAAGGUGUCUGUAUAUGCCUUACAGAUCUUAAUGAAUGUAAAAAAAGAGUUAGAGUUAGACCCAGGCAAGUCUGCAACGAUUUUGAUAGCACAGGCAGUGCCAGUGUUAUUUAUGCGUCAAAAUUUCAUAAAAGUAUGACGUUUAAAAUAACACUUGCACUGCGCGUGCUAUCAAAAUCGUUGCAGGCUUGGUCUAACUCUAGCCCUGCUAGUACUCAAAUCAUCGGUUUAGCUCGAUUCACAGCAUAAUGUUACAUCCCUGGAAUACCUUUCAAAGAUUGUAUAUGAAUAUUGCUUGUAAAUUGUUAAUACUGACUGAAUAAUUGUAGGUAGAUAACGAAAUUGCGUCAGUACAGUUUUAAUGCAAAUUGUUUUGAUGCGAAGGGAAAAUCCUGAUCUGAGUGACUAUUUACUCUCUAAGAAACUUGAUCUCUGAUGUCUUUAUAAAGGGAAAUUUAAGAAAAAAAGGCUAAGUCCACGCCCAUAAGUCUUCAUCUUUGUGAAUUUAUAUUACAUACGUGUUAUAGAGUUCCAAAUGGUCAUAUCUCAUUACAUCAUGAUUUGAUACUUUUGAUAGGUAAUUACUUGUAUUCGUAUAUGUAUCUCUCUUGAAAACGAGCUACACUUUUUGUGACUGUGUCUUUAAUAAAUUUAGUCUGCAGAGCAAACACUGCUUAAGUUAUCUCCAUACCUUCUUUACAAUUAUGAAAUUAUACACAUGCAUUCCGUAAAUACCUGUACUAGUAUUAUUUAUCUAUUUAUACACGAUUACUGUACCUUACUUGUAGCAAAAUUUACUCAAAAUCUCAUUUAAAAUGUUGGUAACAAGUAGAUACUAACUGUAUCAUUAAAAGUACAAUAAUUGUAAAUGCUAACAUAAUGUAAGUGAAUUAAUAUUGUGAAUAAAGGAAAUGUUACUAGUUUUAACGAAACGGAUUCUAAUCUCUGACAAUAUCAUUAAUUUUAAUGAGAUGCAUUUGCGUACAGUCACCUUCAAUUACUCUCCGAAGGUCGCAUAAAUAUGUGACACGCUCUUAUGGCUCUACAAAUAAGAUAGUGUCAGAUAUUUUUUCUGCCUUCGUUGUGAUAUUAUUGCAGGUGACUGUACAUAAUAUUAUUUUUCUACCGGCAAGCCCAUGGCUCGAAUGUGCAUUUAUUUAUCUCAAGAUUUUCGCAGGCUUGGGCUUCCAAUAACGUACUUAUUUUUGAAUCACACUUAGGUUUAGUUUGUGGUUGACAGAUAUAUGUUAUACCUUUAUUUCCUACCUCAUCCAGAAGUUAAUAGGUAUUACAAGAAUAUUUUUUCUUUCACAUCACCUAUUCGGAAAAGGGCUUUUUCUUCCCUGCUAGGAGGGAUCACAUUGGCACUUUUUUUCCAUGCUUCACUACGCUUAGGAUUCAUUGUACGCCCUCGCCGUAAAUAUGUCAUUUUGCUACCUUGUUUCACAAUCUACUAUUUUUUUUAAACUAGAUCUUAAUAAUUUAAUUUAUUUUAAUUGAUAGUAAUCUCUCAAUCACUAACUAGAAGUAUUUGUGGUGUAAAAAAUAUAUAAGAUUUUAUUAAAAAAUAAGUAUUGGAAUAAACCUUAAUAAAAUCGCAAAGACAUAAUGAUGUUAACUAUACUCUUAGUGCUUAUAAUACUAGGUAAUGUAAUGAAGAAAUGCUUACACUGUACUGACUUACCUAGCAUGAUGUUUGUUUUUGAGGUGCUCUCAUCUCACUGCGGCAGUAUUUUAAAUUAAGCAUGUGCCGUUAUAGUUACGUGAGAAAUUAGUUCAGCAAUUAUCUUUCGCUCACGUACGCUUUCAAUGCUUAAUCAGGCUGUGACGUCAUAAUAGCCUGUUACAAGAACAGAAAAAAGCAUUUAUCCCCGCAUGAUGAUAUAGACUAAACGUAUCAAAUUUUUGCAAAGCGUCACUACUGCUGAUAAACGAUAUGUGAUUAGCUAUGAUUUUUCGUUGCGAUUUCUCUUUGAUAAAGUGCCUGCUAAAAGUGUGCAAUCAGUGACUAAGUAAUCCAUUUCUUUUAUAAACCUUUUGGACGCCAAUGACCGAUAUAUCCGCACCGCAGGUUCAACGCCAAAGACCGAUUAAUCGGUCACAGACCACAGAGGACCAUACGCGUCUGAGUGACAGCUUUUGUGUUUGACACGGCGUCGAAAAGGUUAACGCGGAGUGUACGUUUCUGCGAAAUAUAAAGUUGUAAGUUCUCGCUCCCAGUCGGACUAGUGAUCUGUUAUUUGUUUCUUUAAGUACCUACAUUUUUAACGUUUACAAUUGUAUAAUAUUAAUAUGAUAUAAUUUAUAUAUAGAAGUUCCUUGGUGUACUGUGUUAUGAACAUAAAUAUUCUAAAAUCUAUAAUAAACAUGUGUAAGCAUUGUAA
This is a messenger RNA of Cydia fagiglandana, 6885 nucleotides long. Its product is annotated as protein disulfide-isomerase A5. The coding region runs from base 164 to 2095 and encodes 643 amino acids. The transcript is spliced from 12 exons. Gene Ontology annotation, cellular component: endoplasmic reticulum. Gene Ontology annotation, biological process: protein folding. The record is from RefSeq and is a predicted model, not a curated record. NCBI's taxonomy places the organism in Eukaryota, Metazoa, Arthropoda, Insecta, Lepidoptera, Tortricidae. Gene Ontology annotation, molecular function: protein disulfide isomerase activity.